Sparassis crispa is the source of this 1269-nucleotide messenger RNA. RefSeq names its product putative vacuolar protease A. Lineage: Eukaryota; Fungi; Basidiomycota; Agaricomycetes; Polyporales; Sparassidaceae. The record is from RefSeq and is a predicted model, not a curated record. Gene Ontology annotation, molecular function: aspartic-type endopeptidase activity. Gene Ontology annotation, biological process: proteolysis. The transcript is spliced from 8 exons. The coding region runs from base 1 to 1269 and encodes 422 amino acids.
AUGCUGGAUAUCCUUCAAUUGGCCCUAGCAGCCUUGGCACUGAGUUCGGCAGGGAGCGCGUCUCCGCACACAGUCGCGCUCACAUCUCGCAGCAUACCCAAGGGCCAUAUACCUGCUCUGCGGCGAAGGGGCUUGUCAGCGGUCAAUGUUCCACUCGAAGAUUACUUCUCGGGCACAGAUCUUCAGUGGUAUGGAAAUAUCUCAGUCGGUACCCCUCCCCAGAAUGUCAGUGUGUUGUUCGAUACGGGCAGUUCGGCACUUGAGUUUGCGAGUACGCAGUGCGGUUCAGCAUGCGCCAACCAGACCUUAUUCGAUCCAUCUCAGAGCUCUACUUUUAUAAGCAGCGGAAAAAAUACGACCCUGUACUUCGAGACGGGUGUCGGCGUCACUCCCGUGAUCCCGCAAAAUUGCUGGCUCGAGGUGGUGUCUGCUGAAGACACUAUCUCUAUCGGUGGGCUUACUGCGCCAAAUGUCUCACUCUUCACUAUUGUGAACCAAUCGGUGUCGUUUGACGUCGAUCCAUUCAGUGGUAUCCAAGGCAUGUCGACUACGGGGCAGGGAUUCUUUACUGGGUUGAUUUCCCAAGGUCUUCCUGCGCUGUUCGGCAUGUACCUUACUCCCCGAGCGGUCGGAAAUGCUGAAUUGACCAUCGGGGGAUACGACGACACGAAGUUCCAAGGCAAUGUGACGUAUUCAAACAUCGUUGCGAAGGCGGAAGGAUCUUGGCAGCUUCCUUCGUCUGGCAUCUACGUCAACAAUCAGACAGCCUCAAUCCUGCAGCAGCCGCUUCCCAUUAUCUUCGACAGCGGAACGAGUAACAUCUUGUUCGACACGAACAUUACCGAGGCAAUGUAUGCUCUCAUAUCACCCGAUAUCCAGCCAUAUGCGAACGAGCCUGGGGCGUAUGGCAUCGCCUGCAGCGCGAUCGCCAACCUCUCCGCAACAAUCGCGGUCACCUUCACCUCCCAGGACGGCGGACGGUACAACCUCACGAUUCCCAGCAGCGAGCUGAACGUCGGCGCGUUCGCGGACAAUUCGUCGCACUGCCAGACGCUGAUCAACGCGUACGACGGUGUGCGUAUCUUGGGCGGGAGCUUGCUCAAGCAGUACUACAGCGUGUGGGACAUCAGCAACCAGCGCUUGGGCUUCGGCUCCAAUCAGGAGCUUGUUACUGUCGCCACUUCUGCAGCGGGGUCGGCUUCGGUGGUGACUUUGGCGUCCUGGGUGCUGAUGCUUGUCUGUCCGGUUUUGAUCCUGGGCAGCUGGUGA